Adineta ricciae is the source of this 5178-nucleotide messenger RNA. The record is from the annotation of a GenBank genome assembly. NCBI's taxonomy places the organism in Eukaryota, Metazoa, Rotifera, Eurotatoria, Adinetida, Adinetidae.
AUGGGUAUCAAACGUAAAAUCGAAGAAAAUGGUGUUGAUGCUGAGAAAAAAACUAAACUGGAAGAAGAAUUUCCUAUUGAAACGUUUAUCAAGAAUUUGAAAGAUCCAGAAAGUAGUUUUUUAGCUCUGAGUGAAUUCAAUGAAUAUGUACGUCAAUUACCAUCACCGGAAAAGCUGGACGAUUUGAUAGAGAAUCUUCUUCAAGGGUUAAAUUCAAACUUAGAUAACGUCGUAGGACUUAUCUCCGAAGAAAAACGUAAAGCAAGCGAGAAUAUCACAUUAUAUCGUUUCCUUACGACAUUAUUGGAACACUUCUCGUUGAAAAAUCAUGCUAAUCUCGCUGAAGUUAUUCUCAAAAAGUUCAUUUCAAUACCAACGUCUAUCCAUACCAUUUACUUCAUGCUAUCGAAUCAUAGUACAGCAAGUCAUCUAAAGAUCACAUUACGAUUUUUACUUUCAAUUGUUCAGCAAAAUGAAUACCAUGCUCGAUCAAUAUUCUCCUUGAUCGAUUUCAAACGACCAUGUUGGAAACCCUUAUUCAAACGACGUGACAUUCGAGAUACCGAAGAUGUACGGUAUUGGGUCGUGAAAUUCUUUCUGUCACCGUUAGUUUAUCAACAUAUUGAUACCAUUCGAAAUUUAAUCAAAGAACAUGAUAUCUUUCAUGAAGUCUUCUAUGGAUUAGCUAAUGAUUCUCGUAGCACGGUGGAAUUUAUCCUGGAUGAAAUCCGCACGAAUAUCAUUAUGGUGCCAGGAGUAACCAAAACGGACAAGAUUCAUUUGUUUGAUGAUAGAAAUUUGAAAUCGUUGAUUCGUUUAUAUAACUGGACUGGUCAACAAAGACAGAAGGAUUUAGUCAAGACCAAAAAGAAGAAAAAUCAACCGGAAGAAGCACUAGAAUUAGAAGAAAUGGAAGUCGAAGAUAGCACAGAUAGAGAUGAAGUUCGCCGAAUAAUUCACACAUUUAUGAUGAUUGUGUUGAAUUCGAAAAACUACGGUAUCAACUUUUUCGAUCCGAAUUUCGGAACAAUCACGACAACAAAAAGUUCGAAUUCAAUCAUUUUCAAAGUGAUCGUCAUUCUUGCUAAUCACUAUCAUUCUGAUGAAUAUGCAGCAAAUUUGAUUGUUACCAGUUUAACAACAUGCCCUGAUCUUCUUCAAUCAUUCUUUAAAUUGAUUUCGCAUGAAUACAUCAGUGGUCGCUCGAAGAAUCUGACAAGAACAUUGGAAUUUCUUUGUGAAGUUCUUCAACAACAAAAAUCUUUAGACACAUGGCUCGCACUCUUUCAAACAAUGACAGAUCCGAUCAAAUUAACGGACAUACUAAUCAACUUAACCUUACCUAUCGACAUCAUGAGUAAAUUCGAUCAAGUGAUUUUGAAAAAUUCUGAUGCCCUGAUUCAAUCAGUCGCGAUGAAAUUUCUUUCGUCGGUUUUGGAAAGAGUCAAAGAAGCAUUAAACAUUAUCACCGAUGUUCCGCUUGCCUGUGGUAAAGUCAAUGCGCUGGAAAUUUAUCAGCAAGCGAUUCUACGAUAUAUACCAAAACCAGACCAUUUCUGCGAUUCAUUGAAUCUACUCAAAACAGUCGAUUCCACAUCGGACAUCAAUCAACCGAUUAGUCAAUAUAUCAAUCUUCUCAAACUAUAUUCUUCCCCAUGUUUCAUGUCAAUGUCAGCCAUGAAUAUCAAUCUUGAUAUUCUUCUCACGAACUCGAUUAUGAACUUAUUAACAUUUUUCAAAGAAAUUUUAACUAAAAAUGAAACUAAUGAAAACUUAAUUGAGAACUACUUCCAAUGUAUUGAAAACAUUCUCAGUUAUCGAGAAUCCAUUGAUGAUGCAACAUGGGCACGACAGAAUAAAGAACUUGAAUGUACACCACUUCGAAUGCUGUUGAAACUCGGCAAACAAUUUCGAAACUUCAGUGACAUAUCCGAACAGCUAUCUUCAAUUGUGAGCAAACUAUCUUCUAUGGUCAAUCAACAUCGACAAGAAUUGGAGAUCUGGUUUUACACAUGGUUAAAACUAGGAAGCGAUGAAAAGAUCGAACAGUUUCUUUCGAACACAAUCGAAAGAAUCAUAUUAAACCCUUAUCCAUUACUUGAGAAAACAAUCAAAGAUAGCGGAUAUAGUCUGAUGAUCUAUUCCGCACUGGAUGCUAUUCAGCAUGCCAAACAAGAAAUUUCCAAUGAAAUCGAUGAAUAUCUAUGUCACGUGAUAUUCCAAGUUUACAUCGGACAAGUCAAUCAUCCAUCGGAAAAAAUCCAUGAACAUCUAAGGAGAAUUUAUUUAAAAGAUAGGAGCGAUAUGAAAAUCCAACAAUUGUUGAAUAGUAUGACAACAUCGGAUAAACAAAAUGUGAUGUUAACCAGCGAAAUCAGUCAGAUUGAAAAAUACAUUCUUUCCAAUAUUGAUCUGGAAAAAGGUCCUGAUAAUAUGCAAAUGAAUCUAGCCAUUAAACUAAAUAUAUUCAAACUAUUUUCAUUACAAAAAAGCGAUAGUUCAAAAUUAAUCUCAGAAAUGAUUCAAUGUCUAAACAUCACUCUGCUUCUCAAUGACUCUCGUCGUCCAUUUGAACUUCUGUUUGAUACAGCUAUCGAACAUAUUCAAUCCUAUGCAUCACCGGAGAACAAUACUUCAACUGUGUCAUGUGUUUGUCAAUUAAUUAACGGACUAAAUACGACUCAACAAAGCGGCAAACCACUUCAACAUUCAGAAAUUCUAUUAAAAUGCUUAGAAUAUCAACCGAAUUCUUAUCAAUUGAUUUACUUCACUUCGAAGUAUUUAUCUUCAGAGUAUCGAACAGAAUUUCUUAACGUUAUCUCCCAAACAGUUACUGAUAAUCUCGAUAUUCUGAAGAUUAUCAUUCGUGAAUUACAAAGCAAUCCAAAUAUCACAGAUGAGAAAUACCUCGACGCCAUUGUUGAUGGAUUGAAAGUAUUCGAUGACGAUCUCGAACAAGCAAUCGAAUGCAUUUUGGAACUAAUCGAAAGAAUGAAGAAAGUUUCCAACAAAAAUUGGAAGAAUGUCUUGAGAUUAAAACAAAAACUGAUUUUCAAACUAAUAGGAAAAGAAUAUGCAGAAGUGACAACUCGAAUUCUUGUAGCAAAACUAAUCGUUCGAACGAUAAUUGCGCUUCGCUCGAAUGACCGGACUGAUGCCAUCAACCGUUUACUAAGCAAAUCCACUCGUUCCAUACUUCUUCUCGCUUAUGUUUUUCAUGAUCUAUUAAUUCUCGAGGAAAAAGUUGAACAUGAAGUGUUUAUUAGUUAUUUACAAAAGCUUACUGAAAAUUGCUCGUCCGAAUCAAUCGUUUUUGAUCUAUUACGGGUUUAUUCGCAACAAAAUCCGAAUGAAACCGAACAAAUCAUGGAAUUAUUGAGAAGCGAAACUCGAGAAGACGGAUUACCAAUUAAGCAAACCAAUAAAUUACUAUUGAUGCUUAAACUAUUUCCAGAUUCGUUAUCAACAGCAGAGACAAUCUACAAAUCGUUAACUGCAAAGGCAGUCUCAUUUUUCGAAGCCACCACCGAUGCUAAACAAAAUAUUGAUGAAUGGCUAUUGGCCUUUGAGCAAUGCACAGUUCAUCUUCUAGCUCAAACGAAAAGUCAAAUCGAUCUUUAUGAUUUAAUUCGUCAUAUACUCAAGUUUUUCUCUACAUUUACUACCAAUGCUAUUAGUCUCUUGAAAACUUUGAUUCAAUUCUUUGUUUCUCAAGAGUCAAAAGAUCAUAAACAUCUAGCCAAACUAUUCGGUCAUUUCCUUAAACACAAGAAUUUUCUUGAACAACUUUCAUCUUCCAAUCGUUCGCUACUCAUGGACACUCUGUCGCUGUUUAUUCUACACUAUGAUGCAAAUCAAUCUUCUGUGACAAUCGACUGUUCAAAGCAUUUUCCUAUGCUAUUAUCAAUUUAUAAUCCAACUCUAUCAAAAAAUGAUCAACAUACAUUAGCUUGUAUGCACACAUAUGAAAAGCAAGGAUAUUCAAUGCAGUCAGCAUUUGUUUGGGGAGAAGCCGCACUGAAAUUAUAUAGUGCUGCAACCGAUGCCAAGAGUGUUUUAUUGCAAGCAUCAAAAUUAGAACAAGUGAUGAAUUUGCUAGAUGAUAGAAUGAUGUUGAAAUCGAUUCUAUUUUAUCCAGUGACAAGAAGAUUGAGGAAUGUUGAAGCAAGUGUUUUUGAAGAGGGUGACCAAAUUUACGAUCCAGCCUAUUUAAUACCGGUUUUUUAUCAUUCACUCGGACCAGAAAACGUGGUCAAAUGUCAACAAUUUGUUGAGAAAAAUUGUCUCGCUUAUUGUCUCAUGGCUUUAAGUUCGCGUUGUGGUCUAUUACGAGCUGUCGUUUACAAUUGUCUUGCUCGUUUUGAGCAACAUUUAGUAACACAACGAUUCCAUUGUAAAGAACAAAUCUUGACAAUGUUUACAUUAUUGAAACAAAGCAUCAAGAAAUCGAACUUGAAAUUAGCGCCCAUUGUGGCACUGUUUCUAUCAAAAUUAAUCAAUCUGUUCACCCAUCCUGAAUCGAAAAUGUAUCGAACAAUAACACGAUUUCUUCUAAAACAGCCAUAUAUCGAUCUCGUUCAUAUUCCGCUAUUCGGUGAACUUUUUCACAGUGUAUCUUCUGAAUACAAACAUGAACGUGGAUGGAUCUUGAAUUUGUUAAAACACGGUAUUAAAGAUUCGAUCGAUUAUACAUUGUGUACGAAUGCCUAUGUAUUCAAAACAUUGAUGACAUUCUACAAUUGUUCAUUGUGUGAUGAUACUACGAAAAUGGAAAUACUGAACGUCUUUCACGCGACUAGUAAACUUCAAGAUAUGCUUAUGUCAUUGUUAUUUGACUAUGGAUUCCUGCUUUGGUUGCAAAAUUUAAUUAAAACAUGUUCCAGUGAAAGCUUAAAAGUAUUAUCAUUAAUUAUUCAAAAUAUUGGCACACGAUUGGUAUCGGUUGAUAAUCGAGUUCAAUUAUUAGAGUUUGAUUGUGUUCUUAUGCUAUUCAUACGACGACUGAAAAGUGAAAUGCUGAUUUCAACAUCAAUUGCUGAUGCUGUGAUGUCGACGGUAUUGAAAUUUCAAGAAUAUUUUAAAUCAUCGAAACGCUCAUUGGACAUUCAACAGAUAAAACAUAUUAUUGAUUGUUCAACAAUAGCGAAGAAAACUUCAUUGUUAUCUUGUUUUUGUUAA